Molecule: messenger RNA, 3392 nt
Organism: Cyclopterus lumpus (lumpfish)
Lineage: Eukaryota; Metazoa; Chordata; Actinopteri; Perciformes; Cyclopteridae
Gene: arhgef16
Product: Rho guanine nucleotide exchange factor (GEF) 16
Exons: 15
Coding region: 840-2948 (702 amino acids)
Biological process (GO): activation of GTPase activity
Molecular function (GO): guanyl-nucleotide exchange factor activity; protein binding
Source: RefSeq, a predicted model, not a curated record
GAGCGGAGGAGGACCACGUCUGCUGCUGAAGUCGCACCGACAGCAGCUCCCUGAAAGCCCGCAGGACUCACUUGUGAUCGGCUCGUUUACUAAGAAGGCUGCUGUGUGUGUGUGUGUACGGUCAGCUCACACAGGUAAGGCAGCUGUUGAACUGAAUAUGUGUUGAACUGCGUUUCACCUCACUGUUAUGACCCAUGGGAAUGCGGGGCAGACAUUUUAGUUCCCACCCUAAUCCGUCUGUUCGGCAGCGAAGUUAUUGGAAAAUUCAGACUGCGACUGGAGAAAAAAAAAAAUAGACAAGCCGUCCUGAUUUUUUUCUUCUUCUUUUUACUGUCGGUGUUAUAACAGUAUGUACAAUUGCAGCUAUAUCUAUAUUAUAGUCUCUGUCAUGACUGUCGCUAUAAUGUUUCAUAAGAGCAAGUCCCUGUGUGUUUGCACGUGACAUUACACUUUCUUCUAUCAGAGAAAAGGUGUGAUUUCUUUUGUAUUAAACAUUUUUGUACGUAGUUUCUGUGGCGCACAGAUUUUCUGGAGCAGGUCUUCAGUGUGCUUUUGUGUGGGCAAGUGCAGUGUGAGUGUGGGAGUGAGCGCCGAGUCACGGGUUGAGUCCCUUGAUAUGAGUUUGAGAACGGACACAACUGGCUGCUUCGUCCGUCCGACUGACUGAGGGUGUGAGCGAGGAACUGGAUCACGGUUUAGGCUCCCCUUCUGCGAUGGGAAGAGAUCUGGGGGCCCCAUUACAGGUCACUGGUGGUAUUUGAGAGUCAUCCAGACUCGUUCAAUGUUGUAGGUGCUGAAGAUUUCACUAGACCGGGCCGAGGUGACAGUGGGAGGACACCAUGUCCCACAGCCAGUUGGACAGCUACAAGGGCGACCAGGCCCCUCUAAUUCUGGAGAACCACUUCUCCACAGAACUCCAUAUAUCUGAGCCUGGCGAUGACAGCCGCCAGCCACAAAGCCCCCCCACAACCCAAUCUGAAAAAUCCACUCCCCCGGAAGAUGUCGUAGACAGGAUGGUGGUGGUACCUCCGCGGGUGGUUUUAAGCACCCAGAGUCCUGCAGCGCGGAAGGUUGGCACCCACCAGCUCAUUCCCAAGAAUUUAGCCAGCCGGCAUAAAAUCCGCCACCACACCACCGUGGUGACGUUCCCAUUGGGACUGGAGCACUCCAGCGGCGGGACCCGGAGCCGUCACUCAACCCAGGGGCCGGAUGUGUCCUGGGAGGAUUAUGACAGUGAUGGAGACGGCUUUGCUUUGAGGAGAAACCGCAGGAACAAGUCGUACAGAGCAGCUGUGACCAGCCUGGACAUUGAAGCCAUGGCGUCGGGACGAGGGACCGUAGAUACACUGAAACCUGUCAGAGAGGACAGAGCAGUCAGUCCCAGUCCAGCUCGUAGCCCUGGACGCAAGCGAACCCUGGGGAGGAAGAGGAACCAGAAUCAACGUGGAUCCUUCAAAGAUGCUACUCCGCGCCUCUACCAGGAGAUCCGUGAGCGGGGGCUGCACUCCACCAACCAGGAUGAGCUGCUGGAAGACUUUGUGGUGGUGGACCGUCCCGUGGAGGUGGAGGACCAGGGCAUCGUGGUGAAGAGCUACCGGCCGGCACAGCUCACCUGGAGCCAGCUCCCUCAGGUGAGGGACACGGGUAUCAUGACAUUGAUCUCACCUCAGGAGAGAAAGAGACAAGAGGCCAUUUUUGAGAUCAUCACAUCAGAGCAUUCGUACCAGCACAGCCUGGGCAUCCUGGUGCGUCACUUCAAGAGUAGCGAAGCUUUGAAGAAAACAAUGACAGCCACCGAGUACCAUCACCUCUUCUCCAACAUCUCUGUCAUUCAGGAGGUCAGCAAACGGUUUUUUGAGGACCUUGAACGGCGUCACUAUGACAACCCAGUGAUCCGAGACAUUAGCGAUAUUGUUCAGAACCACGCUGCCCACCACUUCGAGCCCUACAUUGUCUACUGCUCCAACGAGACGUUCCAGCAGAGGACGCUGCAGAAGCUGCUGACCAGUAACAUCGCGUUCAAAGAGACCCUGAAGCAGAUUGAAGGGAGCAGUGAGUGUGGAGGCCUGCCCAUGAUCUCUUUCCUGAUCCUUCCUAUGCAGAGAGUCACCAGACUCCCACUGCUGCUGGAUACAAUCUGCCAGAAAACUCCAGAUAAGACCGCAGAGUACUUUGCUGCUGUUUGGGCACUGCACGCCAUCAGCAAGUUGGUCACCAGCUGCAAUGAUGGGGCUCAGCGGAUGGAGAGGACCGAGCAGAUGUACACCAUCCAGAAACAGAUGGAUUUUGGUAAAAUCAAGCCAUUUCCUCUGGUGUCGUCGUCGCGGUGGCUGAAGAAGCGGGGUGAGCUGGCCUUCAGCACCGAGGAGCUCAGCAUCUGGAGGGCGUUCAGCAACAGGAGCUACUACCUGUUUCUCUUUAACGACGUACUGAUCGUCACCAAGAAGAAGAGUGAGGAGAGCUUCGUGGUGAUGGACUACGCCACUCUGGAGAAUGUGGAGGUGGAGGUCGGGGAGGAGGCAGAAGGACGAACGACUUCACCUUCCAAGAACAGCUACUAUCUUUCCUUCAAGCUGAAGAUGAGCAGGAACAGUGAGGGCAGAGCGGAGCAGAUCUGCCUGGUGGCCGAGUCCAGGGUGGACCGGGCCCGCUGGAUCGUUGCUCUUACCGAACACAAGCAGGCAGGAGGCUCUACUUGUAGAGAUGGUCUUCCACAGUACGAGGCCAACAAAGCCUACAUGCCAAAAGAGCUAGAUGAGUUGGGUCUCAAACAGGCUGAGCUCGUCAUUGUGCUGCAGAAAGAGGAAGCCCUGUGCUAUGGGGAGAGAAUGCGAGAUGGAGAGAGAGGCUGGUUUCCUGCUACCUGUGCCACAGAGAUCACCAACCUCACGGCCAUCGAGCAAAACAUGCAACGCAUGAAGCGCCUGCGUAAAGAGACCAACGUUUGAGUGACUCAAUGUACCAAAACAAACACCUUCCAGUAAAUCGGUGACUGUUUGUCGACAGUGCAUUGCUUACAUACUGAACACGGGGGUCCAGAGGUCCGUCAGCAACACAAUGUGAACAUGAGGUUCCUGGGUUGCAUCCAGCCAGUGUCCAAACCAAUUUUAAAACAUUACCAUCAGGUUAUAUCUCCACCAAAAACUGUAAAAGGUGUUUUUGUCCACCUGUGUGGCACCAAUAAAGAAUGGACAUUUGCAAUAGCUGGACUUACAGGCAGACAACUUUAUUUGAACAGCAGUCAUGUUGCUGUAAAUGUACCUGGUGAGAAUGUAAAUUGAAACUUGCUGUAGUAAAAAAUGAACCUCAGGCCUAAGUUUUAAUACAAAAUCUAGGAGCUACAAAGUUUAAUUCUUUUGUAUAUAUGUACGAGAAGUUGCUUCAACUGUAUU